AUGAAGUCUUUUGGCUACACACAAAGUAAUUCUGAUCACACCUUGUUUCUCAAGAAUAAUCAAGGUAAAAUCACUGCAUUGAUAAUAUAUGUUGAUGAUAUGAUUGUGACUGGAAAUGAUCUUGAUGAAAUUUCAAGUCUUCAGGAAUCUUUAGCUUCUGAAUUUGACAUGAAACAACUUGGAGAUCUCAAAUAUUUUUUAGGGAUCGAAGUAGCAAGGUCAAAACAUGGUAUCUUUAUUUGCCAAAGAAAAUAUGUUUUAGACUUGUUAACUGAAACAGGAAUGCUUGGAUGUAAACCUGUUGAUACUCCUAUAGAGAAAAAUCACAAGAAUUUUCAUUGUGUUGGUACAGCUAGUACAGAUAAAGGAAGAUAUCAAAGGCUGGUUGGGAAGUUAAUCUACUUAUCUCAUACUAGGCCAAACAUAGCAUAUGCGGUCAAUGUGGUGAGUCAAUUUAUGCAUGACCCAAGAAAACCUCAUAUGGAUGCAGUUGAACGAAUAUUGAGGUACUUAAAAUCUGCACCUGGAAAAGGUUUGUUGUUCUCAAACCAUGGCCACCUCAAAGUUGAAGGCUACACUGAUGCUGAUUGGGCUGGUUCAAAAAAUGAUAGAAGGUCUACUGCAGGCUACCUCACUUUUGUGGGAGGAAAUCUUGUAACUUGGAGAAGUAAGAAACAAGAAGUAGUUGCUAGAUCAAGUGCAGAAGCAGAAUUCAGAGGGAUGGCAAUAGGAAUAUGUGAAUUGUUAUGGAUUAAAAAUCUUUUGAAGGAUAUUGGAUAUGAACAAAAGAUGAAAUGA
Cajanus cajan (pigeon pea) is the source of this 798-nucleotide messenger RNA. Its product is annotated as putative mitochondrial protein AtMg00810. NCBI's taxonomy places the organism in Eukaryota, Viridiplantae, Streptophyta, Magnoliopsida, Fabales, Fabaceae. The record is from RefSeq and is a predicted model, not a curated record.